Momordica charantia (bitter melon) is the source of this 1730-nucleotide messenger RNA. It is a transcript of the gene WDR55, whose product is annotated as transducin family protein / WD-40 repeat family protein. The record is from RefSeq and is a predicted model, not a curated record. Lineage: Eukaryota; Viridiplantae; Streptophyta; Magnoliopsida; Cucurbitales; Cucurbitaceae. Gene Ontology annotation, molecular function: protein binding.
ACUACCCCCUCACACUGUCUCAAGUCUCAUCGUAUCACUCAAAAGAAGGGAAAAUUGCCCUACUCCCUUUAUUUUAUGUGUCCCUCUCUCGCCGUAGGUUCAGCCCCGGCCUCCGUCAGAAUCUUUCUUCUUCAAUCGACGAGCGAGCGGCGGCGACAACCCGCAGCCCACGAACCUCCGACGCCGACGCUUUCCCUCUACAGCGGCGGACCCACGACUCUCCCUUAGCUUCGGCAACACCAGUACCGGCGGCGGCUUUUCGCGGCCGCAGCUGAACUUUGUAGAUUUUUCUUUGGCGUUGAUACGACCGAAGUCUCAGAAAAAACGCGUUUCAAGGCAUGGAAGUUAACCUGGGCGGCAUUCCCUUCGACUUGGACUUCCAUCCAUCCGAGCAGUUGGUUGCAGCUGGUCUCAUCGACGGCAAUCUUCUCCUAUAUCGUUAUAAUGCUAAUGCUUUACCCCAAAGGCUCUUGAAAGUUCGUGCACACAGUGAAUCUUGCAGAGCCGUUCGGUUCAUCAAUGACGGACGUGCAAUUUUGACGGGCUCUCCAGACCAUUCCAUUCUUGCUACGGAUGUGGAGACUGGGUCUGUUAUUGCUCGUCUUGAAGAUGCACACGAUGAUGCGGUCAAUAGAUUGAUUAACUUAACCUCGGAAACCAUUGCUUCAGGAGAUGACAAUGGGUGCAUCAAGGUAUGGGAUACCAGACAGCGUUCUUGCUGCAAUACUUUUGAAGCUCAUGAAGAUUAUAUUUCAGAUAUGACCUUUUCAUCAGAUUCCAUGAAGCUUUUGGCGACAAGUGGCGAUGGGACUUUAUCUGUUUGCAAUCUUCGGAGAAACAAGGUCCAUGCUCGAUCUGAGUUUUCGGAAGUUGAGCUGCUGUCUGUUGUUAUAAUGAAGAAUGGACGUAAAGUUAUAUGUGGGUCGCAAACUGGAACUCUAUUAUUAUAUUCAUGGGGCUGCUUCAAGGAUUGCAGUGAUCGCUUUGUUGAUCUCUCUCAAAAUCCUGUGAACGCAUUGCUCAAGCUUGAUGAAGAUCGGGUCGUUGCUGCAUCCGAGAGUGGACUCAUCAGUCUGGUAGGCAUUUUACCCAACAGAGUAAUCCAACCAAUUGCAGAACACUCUGACUAUCCUGUGGAGCGGCUUGCUUUCUCCCAUGACAGAAAGUUUCUUGGCAGUAUUUCACAUGAUUAUAUGUUGAAGUUAUGGGAUAUGGAUUUAUUGCAAAGUUCUGGAAACAGUUCAAAUGGUCAGACUACGGUAGAUGCCCCUGUCAGUGACAAUCUAUUUACUUUCAUGGACUAGAAGAGAGAACACUAGCAAAGGACCAAACAAAUAGUUUGAACAAUUUUUGAACGUAUACUAUACAUAGGAUGAUGUUGGCUCUACCCCCUUCACAGGUUGAACUCUCGAGUUUUCAUUACAAGUUUCUGCUAGAUUCUGAUUUAGGAACAAGUAUUUAUAUGAUCUGAAAGUGCAUAUGAUUUAUUUCGAUGCUGCAUUUUUUGCUGUGGUGCCAAUGAGUUAUUGCUGAUUUUCUCCAAGUACCUGUUGAAGAGAGUAGUAGGAAGGUUAGGUGUGUUUGCUUCGACCAAUAUCUUUUUUAUUAUUUUAUUUUUGCUUUAUUUUUUGUUGUACUUAGAUAUUGGAUAUUCAUAUUCAUAUGUUGGAUUGAAACUGUUGAUUCAGAAUUUAAAUUUUGAAUGUGCUUGGUUUUUCAUUUUCUUAUUC